GUAGGGCACGUAGACGCGGGCAAGUCGACCAUGAUGGGUCGCUUGCUGUACGAGCUCGGGCAGAUAGACGAGAAGAAGCGGGUCGCGAAUGAGCGAGGGAGCGCGAAGAUGGGGAAGAGCAGCUUCAGCUGGGCAUGGGAGCUCGAUGGGACUCAGGAGGAGCGGGAGCGUGGUAUUACGAUGGACAUCGCUCUGCAGACCCUAAACACACCGCACAGAAUCAUCACGAUCCUUGACGCUCCCGGCCAUCGCGACUUCAUCCCGAACAUGAUCUCGGGGGCUUCCCAAGCCGAUUCCGCGCUCCUCGUUGUCGACGCCGCCGUCGGAGAGUUCGAGGCCGGGUUCGACCGUGGGGGCCAGACGCGCGAGCACUUGCUACUCGUCCGGAGUCUGGGCGUCAGCCAGGUCAUCGUCGCUGUCAACAAGCUAGAUCAGGUCGAGUGGGCGAAGUCGCGGUACAACGAGAUCGUACAGCUCCUAAAGCCAUUCUUGGUGCAGUCGGGCUUCCAUCCGAGCAAGACCAAGUUCGUGCCUGUCGUAGCUAUGGAGGGCGUCAACCUCACCCGCCGGGAACCGGCAGACUGUCCUCUAUUCAAGUGGUACGAGGGUCCUACGCUGGUAGACCUGCUUGACGCCCUAGAUCCUCCUACUCGCGACAUCAACGCGCCCUUGCGGUUUCCUAUCUCGAACAUCUUCAAGGGUACGACGUCCGGCAUCACUGUGUCUGGGCGGGUGUGUGGAGGGAUCGUCGUGGCCGGCGAACGUUUGCGAAUCGUUCCAGGAGACGAAUCAGCGACUGUCAAGCUGAUUGACAAUGACGGCGAGAGCCUCCCAUGGGCAGGUGCUGGGUCGAACGUUAACCUCAUCCUCACGAGUGUAGACCCUGUAUCGCUGAAUAUCGGCAGUGUCCUCUGUCGUCCAGGCAGUAUCAUACCCCUAACCUUCUCAUUCAUUGCUAGAAUUAUUGUCUUCGAUAUUCAAAUUCCGAUUACUGCGGGGACAUCGAUCGAGCUCUUCCACCACUCUCUUGACGUGCCAGCGUCGAUAUCCCGCUUGAUCUCCGUCCUCGAUCGUUCUAAUGGUAACGUGAUCAAGAGCAAACCGAGAGUACUGACGAAGAACAUGUCCGCCGAGGUGGAGAUCAGUUUACGUGGAUCGUUAUAUUCCGGCCCCGCAUCGAGAGCUCUCCCAAUACCCAUCGAACCAUUCUCGGUGAACAAGGAGAUGGGGAGGAUUCUAGUUAGGCGUGGCGGUGAGACAAUCGGAGCCGGUGCGUAUCACCCUCUUCGCGCACAUCAAUUGAGACUCAUCAUAGGUCGGCUAGGUGUCGUAAUGGAACUAUUGACAUGA
Molecule: messenger RNA, 1350 nt
Organism: Dichomitus squalens LYAD-421 SS1
Lineage: Eukaryota; Fungi; Basidiomycota; Agaricomycetes; Polyporales; Polyporaceae
Product: EF Tu GTP binding domain-containing protein
Exons: 5
Biological process (GO): translation
Molecular function (GO): GTPase activity; GTP binding
Source: RefSeq, a predicted model, not a curated record